CGGUCUCUCUGGCUCGGCAACUACCUACCGGCCUACGGGCUACGGCAGCCGAUCCAGUUCCUCCACGGCUCAGGGCUCAGCCUAACUCCGCCACCCGCGCCGCCACCGUUCCUCCUCUUCCGCGCUGCCUACAGCCACUGCCGAUUGGCCCCCCUGUUCGCCGUGCAGUGGAAUAAUAAUAUCUUCUCGAUGCUCCGGAUCGCCUCUCGUCGCGCGGGCUCGCUUGGAGGUAGGGGAUCCUACAGCGCCUUGGCGAAAGGCGGCCCCUCCAUCGCCGGCGUAGGUGACAUCAUCGCGGUCGCCUCCGGGAAAGGCGGAGUCGGCAAGUCGACCACUGCAGUUAACAUUGCUGUAGCACUUUCCAAGGAGUUUAAGCUUAAGGUUGGCUUACUAGAUGCUGACAUAUAUGGUCCAUCAAUUCCCACAAUGAUGAAUCUCCAUGCCAAGCCUGAAGUAAGUGAAGACAUGAAGAUGAUUCCAACUGAGAACCACGGAGUGCAAUGCAUGUCUAUUGGUUUUCUGGUUGACAAAGAUGCACCAAUUGUUUGGAGAGGUCCUAUGGUAAUGAGUGCUCUCGAGAAGAUGACAAGGGGAGUAGCUUGGGGAAAUCUUGAUGUUCUUGUUGUUGAUAUGCCUCCAGGCACUGGUGAUGCUCAACUAUCAAUGUCACAAAGGCUUCGGUUAUCUGGUGCAUUAAUUGUUUCAACUCCUCAAGAUAUUGCUCUAAUUGAUGCUAGAAGAGGAGCCAACAUGUUCCGUAAAGUUCAAGUUCCUAUUUUGGGAUUAGUAGAGAAUAUGAGUUGCUUUAAGUGCCCAAAAUGCGGUGAGAAUUCGUACAUUUUCGGGGAAGGUGGAGCCAAGAGAACUGCGGAGGAAAUGGAUAUGAAAUUACUUGGUGAGAUACCUCUAGAAAUCAGCAUCAGAACAUGUUCAGAUGAAGGCAAGCCUAUCGUCAUAUCUUCACCAAACUCUGCAUCGGCGCAGGCGUACAUACAUGUUGCUGAGAAGGUGACUGAGAGGCUUAAGGAGCUAGCAAAUGAGCGACAAAAGGGCCCAGAAAUCUUGCUCUGAGGACACAGGCCGCCCUGUUUCUUGUCUAACUAUUUUGUGUUUAUGCCGGCGAAUGUUGUACUGAUAAGUAGAGUGUUGUUGCAAGUAGCUGUACUGGAACUUGUACUCAAAUAAUGCUUUGGUGCCUUUGACACGCACGUGUGACCUCAGUUUUCACCCUGUUUAAAUUCCGGCAUAUCUUUAGGCGAUGUCAAA
Messenger RNA from Panicum hallii, 1266 nucleotides. Its product is annotated as iron-sulfur protein NUBPL. NCBI's taxonomy places the organism in Eukaryota, Viridiplantae, Streptophyta, Magnoliopsida, Poales, Poaceae. Gene Ontology annotation, molecular function: 4 iron, 4 sulfur cluster binding; ATP-dependent FeS chaperone activity; ATP binding. The transcript is spliced from 8 exons. Gene Ontology annotation, cellular component: mitochondrion. Gene Ontology annotation, biological process: mitochondrial respiratory chain complex I assembly; iron-sulfur cluster assembly. The record is from RefSeq and is a predicted model, not a curated record. Bases 190 to 1071 code for a protein of 293 amino acids.